Lemur catta (Ring-tailed lemur) is the source of this 725-nucleotide messenger RNA. It is a transcript of the gene FBXO48, whose product is annotated as F-box protein 48. Gene Ontology annotation, molecular function: protein binding. Gene Ontology annotation, biological process: SCF-dependent proteasomal ubiquitin-dependent protein catabolic process. Bases 108 to 578 code for a protein of 156 amino acids. The record is from RefSeq and is a predicted model, not a curated record. Gene Ontology annotation, cellular component: SCF ubiquitin ligase complex. Lineage: Eukaryota; Metazoa; Chordata; Mammalia; Primates; Lemuridae. The transcript has 3 exons.
CUGUGCGCAAGGAUUCGAAUUUCGAAGGAUUUAAAUAGCGAAAGGAAAAGCCAUCGCGGCCGGCCCACUAGAUUACAUAUGAGGAUAAUUUACUAAAACAUCAAGUUAUGCAGAAAAACUCCAAGAAGAACAAUAAUUCAAGAGUUUCUGACAUAGAAUUCAACUCUGUGGAUGCUAAGAGGAAAAAAAACGAGAGUCAAAACAACUUUGUUGAAAUGCUGCCUCUAGAAGUCACUUUACGAAUUUUCAGUCUGCUAGACAUUCAGAGUUUGUGCAGGGCUUCAUUGACAUGCACGAGCUGGAAUAAUGUAAUAAAAAACAGUGACUCCUCCUUAUGGAAACCUCAGUGCUUGACUGUAAGAGCUGUGUGCCCAAGAGAAAUAGAUGACGAUCUAGAAAGCGGUUAUUCCUGGAGGGUAACACUGGAGAGGAAUUACUGGAAGAGUAAAGUGAAACAUGAAUGGCUAAGUGGCAGAUACAGCAACAUACGUUCUCCCACUAGCCUACCAGAAAAAAUUAUGUACCCAAUGGAUGCAGAUACAUGGGGAGAAAUUUUAGAAGCAGAACUGGAAAGAUAAGCAGAAAAAUCACAAACAGUAACUUUUGUGAUUUUGAGCACCUCCCAUGUGCAAUUGAAACAGUAACUCAAAUGAUACAAUUCAAUCCAGCAAUCCCACUACUGGCAUCUACCCAAAGGAAAAGAGGUCAUUUUACAAAGAAAGCAC